CUGCUGAACAGCUUGUGACUUCAGUCGAACCUACAGGUAGGCGAUCCUGUCCUCCAAAGCUGGAAAGAGACUCCAUUCAUCUCUCUGUCUUCUCUUCUGCUGCAGUCUGUGUAUUCUUAUGGACAUUCUAGUGGUUUUGGGGAACUCUGUGGAGCUCUGUGUCGCUGUCAGUGGUGCAGAGUUACAAAGAUAAUUAAAUAAAUAACUACAUACAAAAGUUCAACAAUGACUCAAAUAACGAGUCUGAAGCAAUUCUGCAUGUGGUAACAGUCAGAUCAGUUGCACAGCUUUUCCAUGCUUCAAAACAUUACAGUAAACAUUUCUUUUUCAGAAGGAAGUCAUUGCAUAAAACGACACUGAAGCAACGAUACACAGCUGCAGCGAUCCUGCCUUUUCACUUUCUGUCCAUUCCUUUGUUUCUUUUUUUUUUCUUUUGCACCAAUUACAUUCAGAUCCCAACCCAGGAGGCGGUCUCUAUCAGGGAGUCUUCAGUGUUUUCACUUUCCCAAGAGCUCUCAUAACAUCAUCUCUCCAUCUGCCUCGGAUUUCUGUGUCUUCUCCAUGGCGUCCUCUCUAGAAGACGAUCUCUCAUGCCCAGUGUGUUGUGAACUUUAUCAGGAUCCUCAGCUCCUCUGCUGUGGACACACUUUCUGCCACCAGUGCCUCAAAAAACACUGGACUGUAAACACGGCUCGGACAUGUCCGUUGUGUCGCAGGGUGUCUCUGCAGGAGUCUGUGGACAACUUGGCUCUGAGGAGCACCAUCGAGUCCUAUCAGAGGGAGAAAGAAAAGGAGAGGAAAGAGCGAGAGAGCGACGGUGAAGUCAAAUGUUCUCGACAUGGAGAGAAAAUCCAGUUCUUCUGUAAAACCGAUGAUGAGGUCAUAUGUUCAAAGUGCAGGAAAGAUGGUCACAGAUUGCACAGAGUUCAGCAUCUCGCACACGCUGUACGACAACACAAGGACCGAGUUAAAGCUGCGCUUCGUCCAGCUGAAAAAGCUUUGCAGUCUUUAAAGAAUGGCACGAGUCAGCAAGCUCAAAUUGCCAAGUACAUUCAGUCUCAGGCGGAGCAGGCAGAGAGGCAGAUAAAAGCAGAAUUUGAGAAAUUUCACCAUUUCCUCAGAAAGGAGGAGGAGGCCAGAAUGAGAGCACUGAAGAAAGAAAUGGAGAGAAAGAGAGGAAAUGUGGAGGAAAGGAUAGAGCAAGAGAUACUGCUUCUUUCUGAAAGAGUGAGGGAAGUGGAAGAAGAAAUGGAGACGGAACAUGCCACAUUUAUGCAGAAUUAUAACUUUGUCCUGCAGAGAGCUCAGCGCACAGUGUUGAAUUCAGAGUUACAUUCAGAAAAUCUCAUCAACAUGGCUGAGCAUGUAGGUAAUCUGGGAUACCGAGUGUGGGAGAAGAUGAUGGACAUCUUUCUUUACUAUCCAGUCCUCCUGGAUCUGAACAGUGCUCCUGAGGACUUUUUCAUAUCAGAUGAUCUGGCAAGUGUUGGAAAAUCAUUCUACAUCCGGCCAAAUCCUAUUCCAUUUCAUGGGAACCGUUUAGUGCUGGGAUCUGAGGGCUACAGUGAUGGUUUCCACUGCUGGAACAUCGAGGUGGGAGACAGUAAGCACUGGACUCUCGGUGUGUGUCAACGUUCAGCAGACAUGAAUUUGAUACGACCUUUGACUGCUGAAACAGGCUUUUGGGGUCUCAGUAGAAACGGGGAAUCCUACAUGCUCCUGACAUCCUGCAAAUACUCGUUCCGGAUACGCAAGAAGCCAAGAACAGUACAAGUACAACUGGGAUGGUGGUAUACCUUAGGCAACCUGAAAAUAAGUCGGAUGGUGAGAUUUGUGGAUGUAAGUGAUGGAUCUGUGAUUGCGUGUUAUACUGGAAUUCCCAGCGGUGUGCUGCUGUUUCCAUUCCUGAUUCCAGAACAGCGUUUUUCUUAUCUGCGCAUUACUCCUGCUAAUCCAGCCCUGGUCAUCGAGCACACAAUUGUAGAGAGACAAAAAAGUCAGAUACCUGUUUAUUUAAUAUAUUCUUUCAUGGCGGGUUUUAUCAUUUGUAUGUUAUUGUUUGGAGUGAAGUGAGUAAACGAGUGAGUGAGAGUGAGUGGGUUUUUAAAAAAAAAGGCCUUCAACGUUGUUAAAUUUUGGCGUAAACUAACUCUUAUUUAGAAGCAUGUUGUUAAAAGCCACUUCUAAUGCAAUACAAAAAGCUUGAUGUUUUAUUAUUAUUAUUAUUAUUGGAAAACCAUGGUUGAGAUAUGAAUUGUACAUGAACGAACCUAAAUAAAUACAUACAGAAUAAGUU
Messenger RNA from Neoarius graeffei (lesser salmon catfish), 2296 nucleotides. Its product is annotated as nuclear factor 7, brain-like. The transcript has 6 exons. The coding region runs from base 562 to 2073 and encodes 503 amino acids. The record is from RefSeq and is a predicted model, not a curated record. NCBI's taxonomy places the organism in Eukaryota, Metazoa, Chordata, Actinopteri, Siluriformes, Ariidae. Gene Ontology annotation, molecular function: zinc ion binding.